AAUUACGGUGAAUACAAGAAGCAGUUUGUAUCUUAAGCAGGGUUUUGUUUACCUUUAAAAGCAGCAUUAUCCAAGAUGGAAAGCUUCCCUAGCUGUCACAGACUGAUUUUACUACUUAUUAUUUGCUCUACGUUAGUUACAGGAGAGUUGGAACUGUCAAGCCCAAGUAACGGUAGCGUCAUAGAAAUCUGCGAGACAACGGAAAUAAAGGAAGUGAUUGCAAACCUUUCUGCGAGCUUCGAUGCAUGGACUACCGGUUUCGUGUUCAACCUCACCGACACGAUGAACAAAUUUACAACAGAAAACGACACAAUUAUUGUUGUUUCGGAUUUAGACGUUGACGUUGAAACACCCGGAACUUCCUACGUACUUGUAAUCGAACUUUCGCAUCCAAACAGUCCCCAAACAGUUUCUACUACAAUCACCAUAAGUGUGGAGGAUGAUAAUGACAAUGCACCUGAAUUUGGCAGUCACAACUACACGUUCAACAUAAGCGAAAAGUCUACAGCAUCACCUGUCAUUGGAACAAUAUCUGCUACGGACAAAGACAGCACGUCACAAAACAACAUGAUCGCAAACUACACAGUCAUUGGAGCGGCCGAAUUCAAAAUAUCUUCGGAGGGAGAGUUGAGUGUCUCAUCCGGUACAACAUUUGAUUACACCACUACACCGAAUUAUACUUUCAUUGUCAUGGCAACUGAUGGUGGGCUAGACGAUAUGGAAAUGUCAACAAAUGUGUCUGUCACUGUGAACAUAGAAACAGAGCCAGAGUUUCAGACCCCUACCCAAGUAAAGAUAAUGGAAGAUAUUGAUUCCGGUGUAAAUGUGUCUAGAUUAAUGGCCACGGACGAGGAUAAAAGUGGGGACCUGGUUUUUGCUCUUGUCAAAGAGGAUUAUCGGUUUGUAGUUGAGGAUGGUGUUUUGAAAACGUCCACCAGCGUUAAUUCUUCUUCUUUCGAUGUUGAUCUUGCCGAUGUACUAGACAGCGUGGACUUAAGUUUCAAUGUCACAGACGGGAAAUAUUCAGACGAAUUAACAUUCAGUGUGAAAAUACAAGACUUGAAUGAUAACUUGCCAGAGUUUAGUGAACCAUCAUAUAAUAUUACAGUCUAUGAAAAAGCGUCAACAGACGAUACGGUCCUCACGUUAAGUAUUACGGACAAGGACCGAACCAGCGCUUUCAAUAAUAUUUCUACCAGCAUCCCAGAUACAGCAGACGUUCCGUUCAAAAUGGUUAAUUUUGAUGUAGUCGUAAAGUCCGGAGAGAGUCUGAAUUACACAGAGAAAACCAACUACACGUUCAACGUUGUUGCAACAAGCGGCAGUGGCACUAGUCGCAAUUCAGCAACGGCGGCAAUUUCAGUGACAGUGGAAUCAGGGCCAGAGUUUCAGGCCCCUGCCCUAGUAGAGAUAAUGGAAAAUAUUGGUCCCGGUAAAAAUGUAUAUACCUUAAUGGCAACGGACAAGGAUAGAAGUGGGGACCUGGUUUUUGCUCUUGUUACAGAGGACCAUCGGUUUGUAGUUGAGGAUGGUGUUUUGAAAACGUCAACCAGCGUAAAUUCUUCUACUUUCGAUGCUGAUCCUCCCGUUGGGACAGACAGCCUAAAACUAAGUUUCAACGUAACGGACGGGAAAUAUUCAGACGAAUUAACUUUUGAUGUGGAAAUACAGGAUGUGAAUGAUAACUCACCAGAGUUUAGUGAACCAUCAUAUAAUAUCACAGUCUAUGAAAAAGCGUCAACAGGCGAUACGGUCCUCACGUUAAGUAUUACGGACAAGGACCGGACAAGCGCUUUCAAUAAUAUUUUUAACGACAUCCCAGAUACAGAUGUUCCGUUCAAAAUGGUUAACUUUGAUGUAGAAGUAAAGUCCGGAGAGAGUCUGAAUUACACAGAGAAAACCAACUACACGUUUGACGUUGUUGCAACAAGCGGCAGUGGCACUAGUCGCAAUUCAGCAACGGCGACAGUUUCAGUGGCAAUAGAAUCAGGUCCCAGAUUCAGUAAGCUUUACGUAAAUACCACUGUUGAUAUAUCUGAAAACGUAACUGUUGGAACAUCAGUGUUUAUGGUCGAAGCAAGAGACCCUGACAACCUUCCAAGUCCAAACCUAAAUUACACAGUGGUCGAACAUUCUUCCGAUGUAUUUACUUUUGAUGGAAACACGUUGACAAUUGGCGAGACACUAGAUGCUGACACGGUACAGUCGCAUACUGUAGUGUUCAGUGUAUCGGAUGGCAAAUACACAACAAAUAGUUCAACAUUGACGAUAAAUGUUGUGGAUGUGAACGACAACUCUCCAGAGUUUCAGAAUGAUACAUAUAGCAAGCUAAUAAAUGAGAAUCACCUGAUUGACACUGAGAUUUUGACUGUAAUGGCCGCAGAUAAUGACGCCACAGCGCCGUUUAAUACCAUAGGUUACUCCAUCACAGCGGGCGACGACCAAGAAGUUUUCGCUAUAAGUGCCUUGACAGGGGAGAUUACCCUUCAUGACAAGCCUCUCUUGUCGACCUACACUCUGAUUGUAACAGCAACUGAUGGAGGACAGCCUCCAAACAGCGCAAAUGUAACGGUCACGGUGACAGUUUCUGACGAUGUUGUCGAUGAGUGUGUUUCGAGCCCAUGUGGCGAGAAUGCACAAGCUUGUAACCCCCUUCUCAACGAUUUCAAGUGUGUAUGCAAACAUGGAUGGACUGGUCAGUUAUGCCAAACUAAUAUCGACGAAUGUGAUGGAAAAGUAUGUGGUAACGGCGGUGACUGUGUAGACGGUAUUGCCAUGCACACCUGUAACUGCAGUCAUGGGUGGCAAGGGGAGAACUGUACAGAUGCUUGCGGCGGGAACAAGUACGGCCGCAAUUGUGAGCAUACAUGUAGCUGUAACUCAUCUCGUCUGUUGGACCCUGAGGCAAUUCAGACCUGCAGCAUUUCCACGGGCCACUGCCACUGUGUUUCUAAUUGGAUGGGCAUGGACUGUAGUGUUGACGUGGACGAAUGUACGAGCUCCGCCUCACUUUGUGACAGCACGAAACAGGAAGUUUGCGAGAACAGCAUUGGGAAUUAUAGCUGUGUUUGUGAACGUGGUUAUUCGCGCACAGUUGACACUGCCGUUUGUACGAAAGACACUCCGUCUACAUUGGAAACAAAUUCGAAUCAGUAUGUGGUGAACAUUUCUGUUGAAAUCAGUCCUACAGCUAGUCAAGGGUGCACGGUAAAUCAACUAAAGAUUCCAUCGAUAUACGAAGAAGUUGCGAUGAAAGCUAAACAAAUGCUAUCCAGGGGCGCCCCCACAGGAAAGCAGAUUAACAUCAGGGACAUAAGGUGUGGUUCCUAUAUCAUCGAUGCACAAAUUGCCAUCAAUAACAACAACGCAGAAAAAGCAAGUUUAAGCGUCGAGCUUCAGAAACUGGGAGAAGGGCGUGAUGUAACAUUCGGCGACGAAACUUUGCAGUUGGACGAGAUAACAAUUGAUGAAAGGAACUUAACCCAAACAUCAACUAGUGGAACUUAUAACGAAAGACUCUGUGCGGUUUUCACCACUGUCAGUCCGUGUCCCAGUGGACAGAUCUGUUCCGUAGAAAAUGAGUCCCCAAGAUGCAGAGAUGAUAUUAAAGACAACCUGCCGCUGAUUCUAGGCCUCGGUUUGGGAGUGCCGCUACCACUUUUGUGUGUUGUCACCGUUCUUGCCGUUGUGGUGUACUCAAGAAGCAGGAAAGGGGACAGCAGACAUUCAGGAGCAAAACAAGGUAACCUGCCCUGGCAAGAGUCAUUUCCGGUUUCAAAUUUCACGGGAAUUCCACGGGCGCCGUCGUCACGCAUGGACAGUCGUAAUGAAUCAUCCGUAGGACCACGGAAACUCCCGAGAUAUGAAAUCGGCCAGCAAGAAGAAAUUUCAUACAAUCCGCUCGGCUCAUACGGCAAUGCCGGAUUCUCAAAGACCAUGCCCGCUUCUAUGGAUAGUUACGACAUGAAACCGUUACACAUGAAACCCUUCCAUUGAUAGAUAUGUUUUACUUAACAUGCAAUUGCUUUCUUCAUAGUGUUUAUUCUACAGCAUAAUUAUCUUCAUAAUUUAAUUGUUACAGAAUAAGCUUUGUUCAGGAACAUUCCGUUUGCUACAAAUCUGUGUUUGCUCAUACUUCUAUAUUAACAUACAUGUAUACAGAUUCGAGAUAUAUUUUUACACUCAGUACCCAAAAUUAUUUAUAAAAUAUAUAUAGGUAUCAUACAUUAAUAUCAUAACGAGGUGUUUAACUCGUACACGAAAUCAAACUAGAAAUAACAUUGAAUUAAGAUAAUGACAACAGUUAUUAUUUAUUACUACGAAAUAGUAAAAAAGUUUACUUUAUAUAAAAGAUCUAAAGAAUAUGUAUAUACUAUAUUGUCACUAAAAUCUGCAGUGAGAUAUAGCACAAUGUGUUUACAAUAUGUUCGUAUUUUACACUCACGAAUAAGUUGCAAUUUGCAUAAUAUCAUGUUUUUUUUAACGAUACCUAUUCAUUGCACCAUAUAUAAUUUGUGCACUGGUUUCAAAUCAUAGUUUGCCAUUUUAACGUCCUGUAGAAGCAUCAGAUCAUGUUUUGUUUUUUUGUAAUUUUGUAAGCUUGAUUGUGUCAUUAUCCUAGUAUAAGUAUGCAUGUAUAUAUUUUAUCAAUAUUCAAAAAUCAUUUUAUAUAAACUAUGUGUGAAUGUAUAUAUGUUGGCUGGUAUACAGUGGAAUUUAUGGGGAACAAGGCAGGCACAGCAUUGGUGUUCAUUUCCAUGUUCCAAACACUUUGAGAACAUCCGUCGUGUAGUUUGUUUUGUCUGUUUGUACAUCCAAUAACGACACACUGCUUUCCACUACGUCGUUGAUAGGGAAUUAUUACAGUCUAUUGUUUUCCAUAAUAACCGAAAGAUAUGGGAAAUAACCAGCACUUCCUGUUUUGUUAUGGAAAUGCCUUCAUUCAGCGUCGUAAUGGCCGACUUGGAGACUAUUCAGGGGAAGUAAUUCGGAAGUUAUUUAUUACGGGGGUUGUCUAAAUUGGGGAGUAUUUGUUUUAGCCAAAGGCCAUCUUCAACGAGAGUUGUUCAAUUGUCGUAAGUUUAAUUUUUACGCACAUCAAAUAAUAAGGCGUCACAAGGAUUCCAAAAUCAACUUACCAUAACCGACCAAUACGCUGCAUGGAAUCAAUGAGGCGCGGAAAUGAAAGCCUGUCCGUAUAUAUUUCGCAGAGUCUCAGUGAUUCCAUUCAAUGUUUUGUCCUUAUGCUUUGAGAGGCCAAAGAAAACAUGUAUUUUUAAAUGAUGUGUAUUUAUUCUGAUAUUCAAAAGAAGUCAAUAUAAAGGUAAUUUAUUUUUUAUUGAAAUAUCAAUACACUCCAGGGGUUUCACUCUUCAAACGGACAAUUUAUGGCCCUAUGUGAAAGCAAUUAACUUCAUAGAAGAUUUAAAAUGUAUUAAUAAUAAUACUAACUUUGAAAUCAUACAAUAGAUUAUGAACAUGAGUGCAUUAUUGUAUUGUAUCAUAUUUCUACAUUCAAGAUCAACGUUAAUGCUUUGAUUGUUCAUGUUGUGCAUCCCUUGCCGAAAUAAAUGUAUCUAUCUA
Mya arenaria is the source of this 5583-nucleotide messenger RNA. Its product is annotated as protocadherin Fat 4-like. NCBI's taxonomy places the organism in Eukaryota, Metazoa, Mollusca, Bivalvia, Myida, Myidae. The record is from RefSeq and is a predicted model, not a curated record. Gene Ontology annotation, cellular component: catenin complex; plasma membrane. The transcript has 32 exons. Bases 76 to 3996 code for a protein of 1306 amino acids. Gene Ontology annotation, biological process: homophilic cell-cell adhesion. Gene Ontology annotation, molecular function: calcium ion binding; cadherin binding.